Messenger RNA from Biomphalaria glabrata, 1658 nucleotides. RefSeq lists its product as uncharacterized. The transcript is spliced from 5 exons. NCBI's taxonomy places the organism in Eukaryota, Metazoa, Mollusca, Gastropoda, Planorbidae. Gene Ontology annotation, biological process: sensory perception of taste. Bases 19 to 1215 code for a protein of 398 amino acids. The record is from RefSeq and is a predicted model, not a curated record. Gene Ontology annotation, cellular component: membrane.
AAUAUUUGUGUCAGUGAAAUGAAAAGUUGGACUCCGAUGGGAGAUGUACUUCGCUACCCAAUUAUUUCGUUGACUUUAGGGGGAUGUUUUUACGUGCUCAAGAAUAGCAAAGAAACAUGGCUGCGGUUUCAAGAGAGCAGACGACAUAGGGUCAUCAUCGUUUGUGUAUCCGUUGUAGCGGCCAUCAUUCAGUUGACCAGCGUCUUAAGAUGUAUCGCUUUUCUGGUUUACUUCGCGCCCAAUUUCAACAAUUUAGUCUCGUACUUCAUGCAGGCCUAUCUUUAUAUUUUGUACGGGUCUGUAGUGUAUGUCUUUGAGUCAGUUAUGUGCCAUCUGUACUAUAACCCUGUGAUGGAAGAACUGAAGAAAUAUGAAGAAGAGUACGGUUUUUGUAAUGGACUGGUGUGUCUGAAGAAACAGUCUCUAAUUUUUACUUGGUUGCUGAAGGUCUGCAUUACAAUUAAUGUGAGUGUUUACUUUGUUGGCUCUUAUUUAGAAGAUGACGUCUACUUAAGUUUUCCUUUCGAUGGAGCCAAUAUCAUGCUGGUGUGUCUCAUUGGAUUCUGUAAUGCCAUGGUGUUGUUGCCGAUUUCAUCUUUUAUGAUUCUGUACAGCGCUCUGAUUAAAAUUGUGAUCGCAGAAUUUUACGACACCAGCUCGGAGAUGAAGAGAGUCAUGUUGCUUGUUGCACAGCCGGAUGAAAUGGAGCAAAAUUUCAGAAAAGUUAGGUCACGUCAUCAGAGUCUGUGCCUUAUUGUCACCAAAUUGAGUCAACUGACUCGUCUUAAUGGCAGCGUCGGCCUUCUCUUCAAUGUGGCCAUCAUGUUCUUUGCUCUGUAUGCCCUGGGCAGUGAACAACUCAGCCGAAUGUACGUCUUGUUGGAGAUCCUUGGAAUUGCUUGGACACUGCUUUCCAUCCUAAGCAUCUGCAUCAUUUGGGGACGACUUCCUAGUGCGGCUCAUUCCAUUGUUGACUCUAUCGGAUUGUCUUCUGCUUCUGGCAUUUCUCAGGAUCUGAUGCAACAGCUUCAACUUUUUGUUGUCUGCUGCUCCAGUAAAAGGAUCGGUAUCGACUUGUUUGGUCUGUUCACACUGGACUCCCAUACUUUUCUGAUGGUGAUUGGAACUAUUGUUACAUAUGGAAUAGUUGUGAUCCAGUUUCAACACGACAAGUCUAGAUCUCCGUUGAAUGUCAGCUCCACCACUGUGUUCUAGAUCUCCGUUGAAUGUCAGCUCCACCACUGUGUUCUAGAUCUCCGUUGAAUGUCAGCUCCACCACUGUGUUCUAGAUCUCCGUUGAAUGUCAGCUCCACCACUGUGUUCUAGAUCUCCGUUGAAUGUCAGCUCCACCACUGUGUUCUAGAUCUCCGUUGAAUGUCCGCUCCACCACUGUGUUCUAGAUCUCCGUUGAAUGUCAGCUCCACCACUGUGUUCUAGACGAUGUCUUUAAGUAGUUCACACCCAGUUCACACAAUCUCCUCAGAGACCAGACUUGGAGACAUGUUUUGUAGAAUACGACAAAUAUCUUGAUUUGGAAGAAACGUUUCAGUUUGAGAAAUGAAACACAAAAAGGAAUGCAAUCAUAUAUUUGUUUCCAUAAAUGUAGAACCGAAAUUCAUCCAAAUUUAUCUAAUUGAUUUUUUGUUUUCUUGUAUGUU